GACAAAACAACCUCCAAUGGCGUCGUCUUCUUCAACAUCAUCCAUUAAGAAGAGCUAUCAGUAUGAUGUGUUUUUGAGUUUCCGUGGUGAAGACACGCGUAAGAACUUUGUGGAUCACCUUUAUGAGGCUCUUCACCGACACGGUAUUCACACUUUCAAGGACGAUGAGAGACUCAAACAAGGAAAAAACAUCAAUGACCAGCUUUUUAAGUCUAUUGAAGACUCAAAGUUGUUUAUCAUAGUUUUCUCAAAGAAAUAUGCAUCUUCGUCUUGGUGCUUAAAUGAACUUGUAAAGAUUAUGAAGUGCCAAAAGUUGAAUGAGCAAAUUGCUUAUCCUGUUUUCUACGAUGUGGAUCCCUCUGAAGUUCGCAAACAACGUGGACCAGUUGGAGAAGCACUUGACAAACAUGCCAAUAAAGAGAUCGGGGAAUGGAGAGAAGCUUUGACAAAAGCAGCCAAUUUGUCUGGGUGGGAUUUGAGGAACACUACAGAUGGGCAUGAAGCCAAAGUUAUCAAGUUAGUAAUUGAGCGGAUUUCACUUGAGUUACGAUCCAUUAAUGUGAACCUUGAUGAUAAAUUAGUAGGCAUGGAACCCCGGCUACAGGACUUUGAGAAGUCUUUAGAUGUCACGUCGAACGAGGUUCGCAUGAUAGGGAUCAAGGGGAUGGGAGGUGCUGGUAAGACUACACUAGCUAGAGCUGUGUUUGAUAGAAUAUCCAUUCACUUUGAAGCUACAAGCUUUGUUGAGAAUGUCAGGGAGGUUUCAAAAGUGCCGGUGUCCGGUCUAUUGUCAUUGCAAAGAAAGAUCCUUUCAGAUUUGCUGAAUGACCAAGGCGACAACGUAGGUAGUGUCCAUGACGGGAAAAACAUGUUGAAAACAAGGUUGCGCGCUAGUAAGGUUCUAGUGGUUUUAGAUGAUGUGGAUCAUCAAGAGCAGCUUGAGGCAUUAGCUGGUGAUCUUAAUUGGUUCAAGCCUGGAAGUAGAAUUAUCAUAACAACAAGAGACGAGCAAGUGUUGAUAGCACAUAGAGUGGAACGGAUUUGUGAUGUCAGUCUAUUAUCACAUGAGGAAGCGAUUGGCCUCUUCAGUAGGCACACGUUUGGGAAAGAUCUUCCAAUUCAAGAGUAUGAAAAGGAAUCACAACAAGCUGUACAAUAUGCUGCUGGCCUUCCCUUGACAAUCAAAGUUUUGGGUUCAUUUCUGUGUGGUAAAGACAAGCCUGAAUGGGUGGAUGCAUUAGAAAGACUCAAAAUAAUACCAUUGAAGGAGACUCUUGAAAAAUUGGAGUUAAGCUAUGCAAGUCUGGAGGAUGACUGUAAGGAAAUAUUCCUAGAUGUUGCAUGCUUACUCAAGGGGUUGGAGAAAGACGAAGCAAUAAGAAUACUUGAAGGUUGUGGAUAUCAUGCUAGAACUGGUUUAAAAGUUCUUGAGCAGAGAUCUCUAAUAACUUUUGAGCCUGAUUUUUUUCGAUUGAGGAUGCAUGAUCAUAUUGAAGAAAUGGCCAAGAAUAUUAUACGUCGUUUGCACCCAGAUGAGCCCAACAAACAUAGCAGAUUGUGGAUUCAGGAUGAAAUUGAAUAUGUAUUGGAUAACAACUUGGGAUCUGAAGCGACAAGGUCUAUAAGGCUAGAGUUCAAUCCCGAUAUUGUUUUGGAAGGUCUUGGAAACAUGAAGAAACUUAGAUGCCUUAUUGUAGAUUAUUACGAUAUGUAUGGUGUUGACCUUUUUGUUGGUGCACUUGUGUCUGUACUUUGUCUGUAUUCGGUCUGAUAUAAACGAUGUCCUGAUUUGUAUUGUAA
Molecule: messenger RNA, 1800 nt
Organism: Helianthus annuus (common sunflower)
Lineage: Eukaryota; Viridiplantae; Streptophyta; Magnoliopsida; Asterales; Asteraceae
Product: TMV resistance protein N
Exons: 3
Coding region: 17-1771 (584 amino acids)
Biological process (GO): defense response; signal transduction
Molecular function (GO): ADP binding
Source: RefSeq, a predicted model, not a curated record